Molecule: messenger RNA, 1468 nt
Organism: Cicer arietinum (chickpea)
Lineage: Eukaryota; Viridiplantae; Streptophyta; Magnoliopsida; Fabales; Fabaceae
Product: ubiquitin-like domain-containing CTD phosphatase
Biological process (GO): regulation of proteasome assembly
Cellular component (GO): nucleus
Molecular function (GO): protein binding; phosphoprotein phosphatase activity
Source: RefSeq, a predicted model, not a curated record
UUUUUAUAUUCAGUUGAUUCGAACUAGGAAGCGAAGUGAAGUGAACGUGUUUAGGUUGGAGUGAAGUAGUAGUGGGAACAGUUACAGAAGGAGGUGUUACAAUGGCGGCUUGUUCAUCUUCUUCAUCAUCGGAAGAAGAGAUAACACUGAAAGUUAAAUGGAGCGGCAAGGAAUACACUGUACGAGUAUGCGCCGACGACACUGUUGGAGAACUCAAACGUCGAAUCUGCGAAUCAACCAACGUCUUACCUAUUCGUCAGAAGCUUUUAUACCCUAAACUUGCUUCCAAACUUAACGAUGACUCUCUCUUACUCUCUCAACUCCCUCUUAAUCUCAACAAUUCAUCUCUCAAAUUCACUAUGAUCGGUACUACUGAAGAAGAUUUGAUAGUGGAUCCUGUGGAUUCUCCUGAGAUUCUCGAUGAUUUUGAACUUCCUCAACAAGAAGCUGUUGAUAUCAAAGACAUGCAAGUCAACCAACUCAAGUUGACCAGACGCAUUAAUCACUUCAAGGUUGAGAUUCAAAACCCUUGUCGCCAAGGAAAGAAACUCCUUGUUCUGGAUAUUGAUUACACUCUUUUUGAUCAUCGCUCAACUGCCGAAAACCCUCUUCAACUCAUGAGACCUUACCUUCAUGAGUUUCUGACAGCAGUCUAUUCUGAGUAUGACAUUAUGAUAUGGUCUGCAACCAGCAUGAAAUGGAUUACCCUCAAGAUGAGCCAACUUGGGGUUCUGGACAAUCCUAACUACAAAAUCACAGCACUUCUUGACCACAUGGCUAUGAUCACAGUUCAGACACCUUCUCGUGGAGUCUUUGAUUGCAAGCCACUUGGUUUGAUCUGGGCUCAGUUCCCUGAGUUCUACAGUGCUUCAAAUACUAUUAUGUUUGAUGACCUUCGAAGAAAUUUUGUGAUGAACCCGCAGAAUGGUUUGACAAUUAAACCAUUCAGGAAGGCUCAUGCCAACCGAGACAGUGAUCAGGAGCUUGUGAAACUUACACAAUACUUACUGGCCAUUGCAGAGCUUGAUGAUUUGAGUCACCUUGAUCAUAAUAAAUGGGAGUCAUUCGCGGAGGACACUGGUAAAAGGCGUAGGCACAAAUGAGUGAUAAAGGAAUGCAAUAAGAGGAAUUUGAUAUUUAUGUUAGAAGUUAGAGCAGAGUGAAGGACAGAAAGAGAAAUAUUCCUUGUGGUAGCUGUGUGUGGAAUUAUCCAAGAUGGUUAAUACUGCUUGUGCUAUUUCUACGCACCAAUUCCUGAAGACUAAUAAUGCUUUUUGCACGAGAAAUUUAUUUAUGUAUUUUCUUAAUUUGAUGAGAAACUAGUACAAAGCUUGGAUCAAAGCCAAAGAAAGGUCAAAAUGCUCUUGGAAAAUGAGAAAAUUGGUGGCAACUGUAACUAACAUCCAAAGUGAUUAAUUUAUUCUAAUUCUCGGCAGUGCUAAAUAUGCAAGUUCAUUAUUUUCUGUGG